CAAGUCUGUUAUGACAAUAAUGUUGGGGUCAGUGUUGGCACCGAUUUGCCAGACAUACGAGUGGUGUCUCAUAAGGCUUAUAGUGGCGACGAUCGCGUACUACUACUUUUCGUGGAGGAAUGCCUUCAACUAUUGGAGGGAUCGACACAUAUGUGGUCCAAACCCCAUCCCUAUAUUCGGAAACCUCUUAACUUUAACACUAAAUCCUCGACCAUUAGUGGAGUUGGAGUGGUAUAAGAAAUACGGCAAAAUUUAUGGGACAUACAUAUUAGGGCAGCCCAGGCUAACAGUGGCCGUCCCAGAGCUCAUCAAACAGAUUCUGGUGAAAGAUUUUCACACAUUUCGUAACCGAUCCACGAAAGAGGGCGCCUCCAGUCUGGCGACCACUGAUGACAACUGGCGACGAGUCCGGGUUAUAGUCAGCCCUACCUUCACGUCGGGAAAGAUGAGGCGAAUCGUGGAUAAGGAUGUGUCGAAUGGUAUGAAUGAAGUCGAGUUGAAGCGACUGAUGGGCGCCUACACUAUGGAUGUGAUCGCCAGCUGCGCCUUCGCCACCAAAACCAAUACAUACGCCGACCCUAACAACCCGUUCACUACCAGUGCGUUCACUCUACGCCACAUUCCUGUGUGGAAAGGCGUGUUAGAAAUGUUAUUGCCGUCAGCGAUA
Molecule: messenger RNA, 667 nt
Organism: Oppiella nova
Lineage: Eukaryota; Metazoa; Arthropoda; Arachnida; Sarcoptiformes; Oppiidae
Source: the annotation of a GenBank genome assembly